CAUACUCUAACAAUAGAACAAGGAGAAAGCUAUAAUCUAGCCAUGUAUCUGAGAUCACCAGAACAUUUGAACUUCACAGCUUCACUAACAUGCUCAAAUGGAUCGCAAAUUGUAGCGUCAGCCUCUAUACAGCUUACUGGUUUAUCAAACUGGACAAAGAUAGAGCUGCAACUGUUAGCUCAAGGAACAUGCAGAAGCUCACGGCUUGAACUAACAACUUUGAACAGGGGAAUAAUAUGGCUGGAUCAAGUUUCCCUUAUGCCUUCAGACACACACAAGGGCCAUGGCUUUCGCAAGGAACUCAUAUCCAUGCUUUUAGAUCUUAGACCACGCUUCCUACGAUUUCCAGGAGGUUGCUUUGUUGAAGGCGAAUGGUUGAUAAAUGCAUUUAGGUGGAAGGAAAUUAUUGGUCCAUGGGAGCAAAGACCUGGGCAUUUUGGAGAUGUUUGGCAUUACUGGACCGAUGAUGGCCUUGGAUAUUAUGAAUUUCUUCAGCUUGCUGAAGACUUGGAUGCUACCCCAAUCUGGGUGGUGAACAUUGGAAUCAGCCAUCACGAUAAAAUUAACAUCUCUGACAUCGCACCCCUGGUAGAGGAUAUAUUGGAUUCUCUAGAGUUUGCUAAGGGGAGUGCGGAAUCAAAAUGGGGCAGCGUUAGAGCCUCCAUGGGGCAUCCUGAGCCUUUCCUAGUUAAAUAUGUGGCCUUAGGGAAUGAGGACUGCGUUUUCAGUUUUUACAGAGAACAUUAUCUCGAAUUUUACACUGCCAUCAAAGAGGCUUAUCCUGAUAUUCAAAUUAUAUCAAACUGUGUUGGCUCACGUGUGCGACUUGAUCAUCCUGCUGACUUGUAUGAUUUUCAUAUCUAUAAAAACAGCACUUGGGUUUUUCUUAACAAGACCAUGUUUGACAAUGUGCCUCGUACUGGGCCUAAGGUGUUUGUUAGUGAGUAUGCUGUUGUAGAAGAAAAGCCUGGCGAUGGUGGUAACGGAAACCUUGUCGCUUCACUGGCAGAGGCUGCUUUCCUCACCGGCUUAGAGAAAAAUAGUGAUAUCGUUCAGAUGGCGAGCUAUGCGCCACUCUUCGUCAAUGACAACGAUCGCACCUGGAUGCCAGAUGCGAUAGUCUUUAACUCCUGGCAACAGUAUGGCACUCCUAGCUACUGGAUGCAGACAUUUUUCCGUGAAUCAAGUGGUGCUCUGAUCCAUCCCAUCACAAUCAACUCCAGCUAUUCCCAACAAUUGGCAGCUUCUGCAGUCACCUGGCAAGACAGUAAGAUUAGCUUCCUGAGAGUGAAGAUAGUGAACUUUGGGCCAGUUGCUGUGAAUCUCACAAUAUCUGCGUCUGGACUUGAAGCUAGUGUCAACAGCGCAAGAUCCACGGUCACUGUUCUCACGUCCAGCAAUCCGCUUGAUGGGAACUCAUUCAGUCGACCAAAGAAGGUGGCGCCGGUCAUGAGCGAGCUGCCCAAUGCUGCGGAGGAGAUGCAGGCGCUGCUGGUUCCUUACUCCUUAACCUCAUUCGAUCUAGCUCUAGAUGUCUAGAUCACUAGCGUCUAGCGGUACCCUGAUUGUCGCUAUUUUCUUGGAACUAAGUUGGCAACCAUCAUAAGUAGUUGCUAGGCUUGAACUUUCAGAGUGUUGUGUGUGGGCCAACUGGAUGAUUAGGACUCUCGUUCCAGACAGUACAUUGUGUCAAGUGUGGAGAAAUGUUGUCAAUCACCUAUGGCUAUGGGAUGACAAGAAAAAAUAUAUUGCAAAGGUGUA
Messenger RNA from Aegilops tauschii subsp. strangulata, 1761 nucleotides. Its product is annotated as alpha-L-arabinofuranosidase 1. Gene Ontology annotation, biological process: L-arabinose metabolic process. NCBI's taxonomy places the organism in Eukaryota, Viridiplantae, Streptophyta, Magnoliopsida, Poales, Poaceae. Gene Ontology annotation, molecular function: alpha-L-arabinofuranosidase activity. The record is from RefSeq and is a predicted model, not a curated record.